This is a messenger RNA of Fusarium sp. VM40, 564 nucleotides long. NCBI's taxonomy places the organism in Eukaryota, Fungi, Ascomycota, Sordariomycetes, Hypocreales, Nectriaceae. The record is from the annotation of a GenBank genome assembly.
AUGACUCGUCUAUCCAACGCGCUGGUGUUUCUUAGCAUUGCUGGCAGCUUCGUCGCUGGCCAGCAAUAUGACCAGGAGAAACAGAAUAAAGAUGCGACGUGCAAUAACAAAUGCUUCUUCGAGUUCUUUACCGAUAAAUGUAACUCAGAUAACCCAGCUUGUCUCUGCACACUGAAAGACAUGCGAGAGAAGUUCUUCUGCUGUCUAGCAAAGAACUGCGCCGAUAAUGUCCUACCUGAACAAAUCCCGAGAUCUUCGGAUAACUGCGACGCUUACAACCUCCCUUUCACUUUUGACCCCGAGGCUGUUUGUGGCAUCAAACUGCCCGUGUCGUCAACUACUACGUCUGGUGCCGAGGCCACGACUUCUGAAGCCUCUACAGUUUCGAAACCUCACUCCGUGUCGGCUACGGCUAAAGAUGUGGAGACGACCACUGAGACUUCGGCGGCUUCGCAGACUACAGCUGCGGCGCCUGAGACGGCGAGUGCUGAGAAUGGUGGGCUGAGAGUCAAGGCUGCUUGGGGUGGUGUUGUUCUUUCUGUUCUUUUCGGAGUAUUUGUUUGA